Erinaceus europaeus (western European hedgehog) is the source of this 1116-nucleotide messenger RNA. It is a transcript of the gene ERP29, whose product is annotated as endoplasmic reticulum protein 29. Gene Ontology annotation, cellular component: endoplasmic reticulum lumen; endoplasmic reticulum. The record is from RefSeq and is a predicted model, not a curated record. The transcript is spliced from 3 exons. Bases 59 to 841 code for a protein of 260 amino acids. Lineage: Eukaryota; Metazoa; Chordata; Mammalia; Eulipotyphla; Erinaceidae. Gene Ontology annotation, biological process: protein secretion.
AUCGCCGCUCCGCCGCUCCCUCCCCUACUCUGCGGCUGCCUCCGACUCCCCCGGCGUUAUGGCUGCCGCCGCGCCCCGCUCCACCUCGCUUCUUCCACUGUUUCCCCUUCUGUGUCUCUUGCUUCUCUCCGCCCCGCAGGGCGGCAGCGGCCUGCACACCAAGGGCGCCCUUCCCUUGGAUACGAUCACUUUCUACAAGGUCAUCCCCAAAAGCAAGUUCGUCUUGGUGAAGUUCGACACCCAGUACCCCUACGGUGAGAAGCAGGAUGAGUUCAAGCGUCUGGCUGAAAACUCGGCCUCCAAUGAUGAUCUCUUGGUGGCAGAGGUGGGGAUCUCAGAUUAUGGCGACAAGCUGAACAUGGAGCUGAGUGAAAAAUACAAACUAGAUAAGGAGAAUUACCCAGUCUUCUACCUCUUCCGUGAUGGGGACUUUGAGAACCCACUCCUAUACAGUGGGGCAGUUAAGGUUGGAGCCAUCCAGCGCUGGCUGAAGGGGCAGGGGGUCUACCUGGGGAUGCCUGGCUGCCUGCCUUUAUAUGAUGCUCUUGCUAGUGAGUUCAUCAGGGCCUCUGACACGGAAGCCCGCCGAACCCUCCUGAAGAGGGGACAGGACAGCCUUGCAAGUGUGAAGGAGACUGAGAAGAAGUGGGCUGAGCAAUACCUGAAAAUAAUGGGGAAGGUCUUAGACCAAGGUGAGGACUUCCCAGCGUCAGAGAUGACCCGGAUCACCAAGCUGAUAGAGAAGAACAAGAUGAGUGAUGGCAAGAAGGAAGAGCUCCAGAAGAGCCUCAACAUCUUGACUGCCUUCCAGAAGAAAGGGGGUGAAAAGGAGGAGCUGUGAAGUCAGUGUGGUGGGUGGGGAGGGGAUGGCUGACUGGGAGGCUCUCCUGGGUUAUGAGAGAGUGGUGGAAAAGGUAGCAGGAAACCAGCAAUCUGGACAGUGAUGCUGAUGUAACGGCAUGGGACAUGUACAGCCAGUCAAGGUAGAGCUGAAACACUGACAGAUUUGUGAAAUCCACCCUCAGAAGGAACUGGUGCUAUAAAGAAGAGCGUGCACUGCCUAGAUCCUUGAUGAGUGUCAUUCUGAUGCAAUUAAAGUUUCAGUGUUUUGUGUAA